GGAAAGUGAUAAACCCUAGUCGAAUCAAAAAUGGAGGAGGAGGAGGACGAGCGGAAGCCACGGCGCCCGAACCUGGCCGCCUUCAGCAGCCUCAACGCCAAGGCCGUCCACUCCUCGCUGGAGGAGAGCUGCGUCCGGACGCAGGCCUCCUCGGAGUCCACCGACGUCAACACGUGCUCCAGCGUGUCGGCCGCGCAGUACAGCGACCGCAGCUUCGUGUCCAAGGCGAGCACGUUCUCCCGCAGCGGCACCUCCAGCUCCAGCCAGGAGGAGGGCGAGGUGGCGCAGACGACGGUGUCCACCAACCGGUACCUGUCGGCCACGCGCGUCGAGUCGGCGCGCUCCAUGGAGUGUCUCCGGCCGAAGGACACGUCGCCCGCGCGGCCGGCCAGCUCGUGCACGUCGGUGCGCGUCCACCGUAGCUCGUUCCUGACGGCCAGCGAGCGCGACGUGCGCGAGUCGCGCGGGCCGCCAGCGCGCCGCGCGCUGUCGGGCGAGGACAUGGGCAAUGCGGAGAAGCGGCGCGGCCUGUUCGCCGGCUCCGAGCGGCGCGCGCUGCAGCAGCUCAGCCUGCCGCCGCCCGAGCGCCGCCUCACCAUCCUCAGCCCGCACAGCCCACUGGCCACCGCCGAGCUGCAGUGGCCGUCCCCGCCUGGCAUUCGGGGCCGCCGGAAGAAGGGGAUGGUCCUCCCGAAGCUCAUCCUCCCGCGGAGCGACUCGGACGGUUCGGAAGUAUUUUUCGAAAGGUGCAUUUUUUAAAUUAUAUUAUAUCGUUAAGAUUGUAA
Aricia agestis (brown argus) is the source of this 785-nucleotide messenger RNA. RefSeq lists its product as uncharacterized. The coding region runs from base 31 to 759 and encodes 242 amino acids. NCBI's taxonomy places the organism in Eukaryota, Metazoa, Arthropoda, Insecta, Lepidoptera, Lycaenidae. The record is from RefSeq and is a predicted model, not a curated record. The transcript has a single exon.